ACGUGUCCAGCUUAUCUUUGAAAGGCUGGUCGCCGGGCAGACCGGUAAUUGGACCAGUGAUGGAAAGAUAGAACAGUCACUCUUUGCGACAAGAUGUCCCAAGGUAUAAUCAAGAGACCUCAAGAGACACACAAAGUAUCCAAGAGCAAGGAGCAUUCUACAACAUCCAUUCCACAAGUAAAUGAGCGUCUGGCUCAUUUGUGGGAAUCUAUCCUUCCAAGACAACCUUACCUCCUCUCCGUUCCCUCGGACGUCCCCUAUCGGCACAGUUCGCGGUUCAUAAACACUUGGUAUGAAGGUACACCUUUCGACAAAAACGAGGAGCAAUUGCAGUACCUGAGUUUCCUCCCACAUCUUGGUGAGCACGAGUCUCUCUUGAAGGUGGAGGGUGGAUGGGCGGACGAGCAGGGCAAUCGUAUCCUGGAAGAGGAACCGUCACCAAGGACUGUACCUGCGAGUGGUCGCAACACACCCGCAGAUACGGGAAAUCGCAAAAAGAUCAGCCUAAAAGACUACAAGACAAAAGGCAAAAGUCCGCCUGUUACCACGCCCAGGCUACAGCAGUUGCAGAUCUCGAAGGAGUCGCAACCUCUGGUAACCAUUACGGAGAAGGAGUCCUCUACGAAUCCUAACGGCUCGCAGACGCAGCAGGACAAGGAUACCGCUCGGCGAACGUUGAACGGCAGGGUCGCCGAGCACAAGCUCGAAGUGACAGUGGCGCGUCUCGACGGUUCUCGUUCUCCUCAAGAUAGUCCCAAACAUACACAGCCGGGCUCUCCAAAUCCAGCGAAGAAAAGGAGGUUGUCCCCACCUUUUGAGGACCGCAAGCCUGUCUCAAAAGCACCGACAAAGGAAACACUACUACCCACCAUGGAAAUGCCCAGGUUAUUGUCCCCAACCCUACCGUCGCCUGAAGAUGAGAACGGAUUGCCCGAAUUGCUCUCACCACUUCUGCCACCGUCGCUCGCCAAAAUGAUAUCGAGUUCCCCGAAUCCUGCCUCAAGUCCUAUAAACGGAUCACAUCAACGAACGGACUCUGUCCGCUCUAUACUUGCCGGCGCGGACCUCGACAAUGAUUUCCUCUUCGACAAGAAUAGACUAGCUCCGACUGGUAGCCGAGUGCGUUCAGACAGUCAGCAUUCAGCCAGAAGUUCUGCUCCGGGUACUCCGAAUGGUUCUAAGUCCAUCAUAGGAAGCAAAGUUCUGUCCAAAAAUGGUAUCAAAGUUGGCACGCCUCUGCAGACCGCGGCCCGGGCAAGUCCCGGACCCCGGCAACGACACACAAUCAUCCUGAAAUACGGCAAAAAGAAUCGAAAAAGAGUUGAGGGAUUGCUGAAAUUUGCUGCUCGCCCUAAGAAGGAACCGGUCACACAAAAUGCAAUUUCACGAGACAUCAAGAUGAAGAAGGAGUUCAUCAAGGAAGAAGUUGACUCUCUCAGGACGCCUGAUAUCAAGCCGAGGUUGAUUGCUGAUGACGAUGUCAGGACGGAGAAGAAACGCAAGGCCGAGGAUAGUCCUGGCCCGUUAUUGAAAAAGAUGAAGUCUUCGAUGAUGAUAGCUGAGAAGGACAAACGACCUUCUACGCCGACUCCGUCUGCGAAGACACCUCAGACGUCGACGAAGUCUACCUUUUCCACCCCAAAGAAAGAAUUGAAGUCAACAGCGAUGAGGCGAGUCGAGUCCUCCGAAGGUGUGGAUGUUCCGACCCCGGGAGACAAAGGUCGAGUUUCGACCCCUGUAGCUGUACCGAAACCUUCGCCUCAACCAACGUCUGCAUCGAGUACUACUCGAGAAGAUGAACGACAGCUGUGGAAUAACAUCGGAAGCAAAUUUUUCGCGUUAGGUCGCACGCUGAAGCAUGAAGGCAGCUCUAUGCUUCCUGCGUCCGAGGAUGACUCGAAGCCUGCGCAAUCUGCCAAAGCGGUUCUUUUGCUGAUUGAAGCCCUGCUCUGCUUCUUGAUCAAUAUCGCGGCGCAGUCUCAUAUGCGGCCCGGUGCGGAUCCUGGUUGGAGGUCGACUAUUCUCUACCACAUUUUUGUCUAUCGAGCAUCGAGGAAGUAUCCGCACUUGCAUGGCCUGGUGGUACAGCUCGGGGCAGUAUGUCGGCAGGCGAUCCACAGGUUCGAUCUGGAAAAGCUGGCACGUGAUCAAUUGCCCGAGGAUUAUUGCAAUUCAGCACCUACUCCUGGUAGUGACGGAAACACAAAAACCAAUGAGGACGGUACCAAAUACAAGAAACGGUAUAUUGAAUUCAAGGAUGAGCUCGUCCACAAUGCCUUUGAGCUGCAGACCGCGUGGUUGAAUGGCUACCGCCGGCUGUGCCCAGACCUGUUGAGGCGCGAUUAUCCAAAUACCUGGGCGAAGCGAGCCAGAGACGCCAGCGCGAGACUUCAGGACAGGGUAGUACCAACGAAGAUACCCAAGGAGUUCUAUCUGCCCAUGGACGCAAACACGAACGCAUUCGAGGCUGCCAGAUUCGGCAUGGCGUUCCUCGAGGAAUGGGCAGAAACGCAGAAGAUUGAGUGGAAGACGAGGAUUGACUUAUGAUACCACUAUCGGCGAAAUGUGCCCGUUUAUUUGCGAUGGGCAGAAACCUAAUGCGGAAUG
Exophiala viscosa is the source of this 2607-nucleotide messenger RNA. RefSeq lists its product as uncharacterized. NCBI's taxonomy places the organism in Eukaryota, Fungi, Ascomycota, Eurotiomycetes, Chaetothyriales, Herpotrichiellaceae. The transcript has a single exon. The record is from RefSeq and is a predicted model, not a curated record. The coding region runs from base 94 to 2547 and encodes 817 amino acids.